AGGGAAACGAAGUAAGAGACAGACAGAUACAGUGAGAGUGAGUGAGAGAUAGAGUGAGUCAGUGAGAAAGGAGUAUCACUGUGCACUCUGCGCGUCAGUAAGAGUUUGUUGGAGCAGCACGACACAGUGCGCCUUGAAAAUUUUGGGAAGUUUCCAAAAAGGAUCCUUUAUAAACUCGUCACCUUAAUGUCGGGACUGCUGAAUAUUGCCCCACCGAUGCUAUGGUUACCUUUAUUACGGUCUUACAGGUGAAUCUAGUGAUGUCCAUCCUUCUGUACGUGAUAUUCCUCACGUACCUCUACUGCAUUUCUAUCACUGCCAUGAACAAGCAGCGGCCCACGCAGGAUCCCAUCAAUACACUCAUUGUCAAGCUGCUGCAGGCUGACAUAAGCCGCAGCCGACACCGGCAAGAUGAGGGGAACCAGGAUACACCCCUGCCCACUUCCCUCAAUGCACCUACAGAUAUGGAAUACCCCCAGCACGUCAGCCCAUCUGCUUAUCAGUCUAAGAGAGCUAUGGCUGAUGAGCUGUUGAGGCAGCACAAGCGCUACAACUCACCACGAGUGUUGCUGAGUGAGCGGCCACCCCUGCAACCCCCACCGCUAUACCUCAUGGAUGACUUUGAGGGUGCUCGGGACACUCAGAGCACCAAUAAGACGCGCCAGAAGCGUUAUGCUGAGCACAAGAGCUACCGUGGUGAGUACUCAGUCUGUGACAGCAUGAGCCAUUGGGUAACAGACAAGACCACAGCGGUGGACAUCCAUGGCUACGAGGUCUCGGUGCUUACGGAGGUCGAGAUAAAACGGUCGACUAUGAAGCAGUACUUUUACGAGACAACCUGCCAGAACAGCAAGCCAAUUAAGAGUGGUUGCCGAGGCAUAGAUGACAAGCACUGGAACUCACAGUGCAAAACCUCACAGACGUACGUACGUGCCCUCACCAAGUACAACAACGUGAUGAACUGGCGCUGGAUACGGAUAAACACCUCAUGCGUUUGCGCACUUUCACGCAAACACCGCAGGACGUAAAAAUAAAGAAAACCCUGUAUUGUGCAACUAAUCCACUGUCUUUCUAUUUUACCCUGGGGGAUUGUAAAUAUGAUAUAAAUUAUUAUUUAAGUUAUAUGAAAUCCAUGUAGUCUUUACAUGUCUAUAUGAUGUAUAAAUAUAUUUGUGUUAUUUAUUUAAGUUGUUAUCAAAGCAUAUUCUAAAAAAGAGAGACACGGAUGGACUUAAGAUGACUUAAGACAUACAAUGCUACUAAGCUAAAAGAGCAUUACAGGAUGAAACUAUGUGCCUUGCUUAAGCAUCUUCAUCAACAGUCAGAGCACAUAUCACUUCUUUGGACCUAAAUCCUGGGAUCAGCUGCAAUUGAAGUAUAAACUUUAGUGUAAUUUUAGUAAACAAAAAAAGCUUUUAUGCUUAGAAAAGCAUAAAUUUACCAAUCACAUCCUCAUCACUCAUCAACAGUAUUGCUCCAGUCUGUGCUACUGAUAUUGUGCUGUCAGUAUGUCUGGGAAAAAGAAGUCAUAUUUCAGAUCUUAUUUACUUUGAAGAGAUAUGCCACAGAGCAUAUUAGGUAUAUGUGUAUUGCAAAAUGCAUGGAAUAAUUAAGAAAUAUCUAUUUUUGUAUAACUCAUCUACUUGUGCACAGAAUGCAAUGCAUAUGGGUAUACUGGUCAUAAAAAUCUAUGUACAGGAAAAAAAAGUUAACAGCACAUAUCAGAAUUAUACCCCUUGAGAUUACCAGUACAGCAAUGAACUCAAGAAGUGGAGUCCAAUAUUUUUCAUGUAUCUUGAUGGAUUUUAUUUAAAAGGUGGUUUCAUUGGAAAGUCUGAAAAUUUAACCUCAUGUGAAACUAUAACAGUGAUCGAGGUAUUGCCUCUGAUCACAAUAACCUUUCACAUUCCUUUGCCACAUAAAACUUUUUUUGGGGGGGGCUUCCUUAGACUCAUUAAGAUCAACUUUUAAAAAAAAAACAUCAUCGGGCAUAGGCAUUAACUUCAUAUAUAAUUUAGAAGGAUGGUAAAGAGGUAGAAGGUUGUGAUGUGCUGACUGAAUAAAACUCUUCGCCAAAUGGAGGAAUAAUGGCUACACAGACCGCGUACAAAUACCCUAUCCAGUUUACCAGAGACUCACUUGAGGGCACAGUUGCUUCUUCUCAAGUUGUUAAUCAAGUACUACCCCAAUGGUUCAUUUUCCAAUCACUCUAGAGCAGAACAACAGCAGCAAGCCAACAAACUGCCACUAAACUGGCUUUUAUUAAUGACAGAUUUACUCUCACAGAGGAGUAAAGCUGUACUAAGAUAGUGUACAUACUGGGAUUUGAGUAACAUUAAGAGAGUUUGCCUUUCUUGGGAUUAUUUUAAGGCUUAUCACUUUUUAACGAUAAAGAAAACUAGCUGAUUUCUCUCCCUUUUUGGUAGGUGACAAUAUAUAUGUGGUAUCUAGUCUCUUGAUACUAGUAGGGUUUUGUUCUUAGUACAUUACCACCACCUCUGAAGCAAAUAUUGAUAUUCCCAACAGUUUUUUUCUUGUUUCCACUGCGCUAUGCUGUUUACAUAGUCCUUAUAUAUAAAAAAAGAUUCAAAAAAUUUCCCUCUUUCAUUUUACAAGGACAUCUGGUUACCAAAAAGUUUGGAACUGGGUAUAGUAAUAUAAAACUGGUCACAAUGGCUUCCAUUACUUGUCUGCCCUGUCCUAACCUAUGACAGUUCACUCUAUACCACAAAUAAGCAUAUAAAAUCACAACAGAUGUUUUUUUAAUGAACUGCUAAACGCUUGAUCCGAUGGUAGUCAUCCCGUGGUAGUUAUGACCAACAGGUUGUACACUGUGGAACCAAUGUUUGAAUCCCAGGCUUGUUUUUUUUUUUUUUUUUUUUAACCACACCACACACAAAUAAAAUAGCUCAUGUCCUUUAAAAGAAAGGGUCCAUUUCACAGCAAAUGUACCACCUAGAAUUUAAUAUCUAGGCAAUGUACCACCUAGAAUUUAACUUUAACUUACUUUUGUUUAAUAUUCCCCUGGCUCUUUUAGAGGAUAUACAGACAGGUUGCCACCAUGUUAUCAUCCUGAAAAGUCCACACCAGUUCCACAUAUGCAUUCUGAGAUAAUAGUGCUAGUAAUUCAGUCAGGCUAUGUACACUUCAAUAUGCCGUUGUCUCUCAUAGGACCUUUUUAUAUUUGUAUUAUUUUCUAUUAUUGGUGGACUAGUGGCUAGCAUGCGGCGCGCUCACUGCCAUGGCCUGGGUUCAAUUCCCCAGCCACUGGAGGGUUGCAUGAGCCAGUGCACUCUCAGUGUAAGUCCCAAGCCCAGAAAAUGGGGAGGGUUACAUCAGGAAGGGCAUCUGGUGUAAAACUUGUGCCAGAACUGAAAUAUGCGGAUGGGUGAUUUGCUGUGGCGACCAUGAAUGGGAGCAGAGGGAAAAAAAAGUAUUUUCUAUUAUUAGAGAAAAAGUUUCCAGAAAUAUAUAUAUAUAUAAGGGGGUGCAAAUUUUGCAUUUAUGAGGACUUGAGUGACUAUAUAAAAGGGCAAGAAGCUGGUGCUUUACAGCUCAGGGGUCAGCUAUGUUUAAACAGGUCCAUCCUGGUAUCUCAGGUGACUGUAAUAACAGCCCCUAAACAUCCUAUAGGGUCAUGGAAGAAACCCUGUACCCUAUAAAUCCACAUGAAAUAGUACUACUGUAGUGUUCUUUACAUGUUUGGUUUUUUAAAGGUUUUUAAGCAUUUAAGGUCUUCAUUAGCUUUGCAAGCAAUGUGCUUGGAACAAAAAUACAUACAGGAUUUUUGUUGCAUUUCUUUUAAGGCCAGGAGUGCAAAGGUCAUUAUUCAUAUUUGUAUCAAAGUAUGCAUUGCUAUGAAACAAUAAUUAUUGUAUCGUACUUAAAUACUUGUUAAUGGUGCAUUUAAAAAUACAAAGAAAUAUCAAGAGAGGAUCUGAUUAAACCAGAUAAGGCUCUCUAGGCCAGUCAAAAUAUGACUGACAAACUCUGCCUGCUUCGAGUGAAUUUUUGGGUGUGAGUGUAUAAGAGAGUUCAACACCAUUCAGAUGUCAGCUAACAUUAUAAACAGAACAGGAUAUGUCCUGCAUUUCUUUUGAUAUUCCAAUGGGAUGCCUCCUCCAUUUCUAUCUGGAACUAUAGGAAGAAAGUACACAGAAUACAGGAACUCACUUUGCUCUUAUUUCCCCUGGAAGCUCUAGAGAAUGAGCCUACACAUUCAUUUGAACACAUUCUCUUUCCUGUUGCUGAAUCUAACACUGGAGUCGGGAAGGCGUGCAGCCAUACACACCCUUGACUUUGCUCAUGUUUGGAUUGUCUUUAAUUCAUCCAGUGCCACAUUCCAACAUGUAUUGUACUGUGUGUGAAAGGCCCUGCUGUUGUAGUGCAUACUGUAUACAAUUCUUGCUGCUUUAACUAAUUAUGAUGACCAUGAUCAUGGAACCAUUGCAAAUGCUGAAAUCCAAGGACAAGUACUCUCUUUUUUAUUGAUGAAUACUUAUAAUUUCAAAAGGAGAAUGUGCCAAAAUGUUCGAUUCAUGGACCACCUGAUAUUUUAAAUGUCAUUUUCUUUCUGGGUAUAUCAAGACUGAGUUAACUGUGACCAAUAACAGAGCUCUAUUUUAAUAAGAUUAAGACAUGUAUGUUGGAUGUUUCUUGUUUAGUGAAGUCUUUCCGUUUAAUCCACCCUUACUGACCUGAUGUCCCAACUUUAUUUGUUUUUUGUCCCUCUCUUCAGUUAUCUGGCUAAAUAUGCUUCAUCUUGGUCUAUGAUACUUGAAGGAUCAUUGUGAGAAAAAAAGGCCAACCAUUUAAUGCAAUGACACUUAACUCUUGUUUCCACAAAAGCCUUCUCUGAAUAAACUUGUUUUUAUAAUA
Molecule: messenger RNA, 4878 nt
Organism: Pangasianodon hypophthalmus (striped catfish)
Lineage: Eukaryota; Metazoa; Chordata; Actinopteri; Siluriformes; Pangasiidae
Gene: ntf3
Product: neurotrophin 3
Exons: 2
Coding region: 222-1028 (268 amino acids)
Biological process (GO): cell surface receptor protein tyrosine kinase signaling pathway; negative regulation of neuron apoptotic process; neuron projection morphogenesis
Molecular function (GO): nerve growth factor receptor binding; growth factor activity
Source: RefSeq, a predicted model, not a curated record